Molecule: messenger RNA, 498 nt
Organism: Emericellopsis cladophorae
Lineage: Eukaryota; Fungi; Ascomycota; Sordariomycetes; Hypocreales; Bionectriaceae
Product: carbonic anhydrase
Exons: 3
Coding region: 1-498 (165 amino acids)
Molecular function (GO): zinc ion binding; carbonate dehydratase activity
Source: RefSeq, a predicted model, not a curated record
AUGUCCAACUCCGUAGCCCCAAGGAUCGAAUCUGCGAACAAGGAGUAUGCCUCCAAAUUCGAGAAGAUCAAUAUCGGCCCAGCGCCAACACAUCAUGUUCUAGUGUUGACAUGCAUGGACGCACGACUUGACGUCUUCCGCAUGUUGGGUCGCCAGAUCGACGAGGCGGAUGUCAUCUGCAACGGCGGUGGACGCGUUCAUGACGCACUGAGAUCGAUCAUCUGCUCGCUGCAGCUUCUGGAGACACGAGAGAUUAUAUUAAUUCAUCACACUGACUGCGGGUUCACGCAUGUCAACGAGGAGGAGCUGCGAUCUAAGAUUAGGAAGAACAUGAACCACGUGGCGGAUUAUCUGGCAUUAAUGUCCUUCACUGACGUCAAGCAGAGCGUGCUCGAUGAUAUCCAUCUGCUCAAAAAUGAGCCCUUGGUGAUGAAUGUGCCCAUCACUGGGUAUGUGUAUCACACUGAGGUGGAGAAGCUCGGGAGGAUUCAACAGUGA